Messenger RNA from Capsella rubella, 1399 nucleotides. RefSeq names its product pyruvate, phosphate dikinase regulatory protein 2. The transcript is spliced from 3 exons. Gene Ontology annotation, molecular function: transferase activity, transferring phosphorus-containing groups; ATP binding. Bases 90 to 1220 code for a protein of 376 amino acids. Lineage: Eukaryota; Viridiplantae; Streptophyta; Magnoliopsida; Brassicales; Brassicaceae. The record is from RefSeq and is a predicted model, not a curated record.
AAAUAAUUAACGCGGGCGAAAGAAGGUGAAAUCGUAACCGUCGCUCAUAGAAAAGUAAAGGAAAGAAAAGAGAGCUAUCAUCUUUGACGAUGAGCCUACACGGCGUCUCAGGCCAUCCCGAACCUCCUAAUCCGACAGAUUCGUCGAGCCCUUCGACUCCGAAGAUGAAGAUUAGUCCCAAAUUGAAUCGCUGGUCCAUGGGCAGAGCUCUUCGAUCCGGUGUUAAGCUCGACCGUCCAAUUCACCGUAUCUAUAACACGCAUUGCCGUCAGGCAUCGGAACCCAAACAGAAGGAGGAUGAUAAGAAGACGUCAACAAUUGACGUGGAGACGACGGCGGGAAAGUCUAUCUAUUUGAUUUCCGACGGGACAGGGUGGACGGCAGAGCACUCCGUUAACGCAGCUUUGGGGCAAUUCGAAGAUUUCUCGGUGAACCGUGGGUCUUCCGUCAACACUCAUCUCUUCUCCUGGGUUGAGGAUGAGGAUAAGCUAGCAGAGAUUAUCAAGCAGGCGGCAAAGGAAGAGGCAAUGUGUUUCUACACUUUGGCGAAUCCUUCUAUGGCGAAAUCUGCAAAACAAGCCUGCGAUCAAUGGGGUGUUCUUUCUGUCGAUAUUCUUGGACCAAUCAUCGAAGGGAUUGCGUCUCACUUAGGCGUUUCUCCAUCAGGUCUUACCCGUGGAGCACCUGGUAGGGUCAAGACUCUCAAUGAUGCAUAUUUCAAAAGGAUUGAAGCCAUUGAGUUUACCAUUAAGCAAGAUGAUGGGACUUUGCCCGAAAACUUAAGCAAGGCUGAUAUAGUUCUAGUUGGGGUUUCUCGCACAGGGAAGACGCCAUUGUCGACUUACAUAGCUCAGAAAGGGUACAAAGUUGCAAAUGUACCGUUUGUGAUGGGCGUGGAACCACCCAGGACACUCUUUGAGGUUGAACCAAGAAAGGUUUUCGCUUUGAAGAUUCAGCUCGUUGUACUGCAAGCAAUUAGGAGAACAAGGGUAAAAACUUUAGGCGUAGAUACAGAGGCAGAGAACAAUUAUUCAGGGAUCGAUCUUGUUCGGAAAGAACUGGAUUUCGCGUCAAGGAUUUAUGCGGAAAACCCUGGAUGGGCUGUGAUAGAUGUGACUAAUAAGGCGAUUGAAGAAACCGCGGCUGUGAUUAUGAGGCUCUACCAUGACGACGGUAGAGACAGUAGUACUUCAGUACCGCGUAUCUCUAAACGCUACUAAGCCCAGCCCCCUCCCUUGACCGUAGAUCAUGAAACAGUUUGGUAGCAUUUCUUAAAAAGUAGAAAUUUGUAUAAAGUGUAAUAAUUGUCUGUAAUAAAUCAAUAUCAAAUAAAACCGAAGGGAGGAAUGAUAUGUUUUAGUCAAAUAAAACCGUCUCCUGACGGGACUCGAACUAGAAA